Messenger RNA from Lolium perenne, 3514 nucleotides. NCBI's taxonomy places the organism in Eukaryota, Viridiplantae, Streptophyta, Magnoliopsida, Poales, Poaceae. The record is from RefSeq and is a predicted model, not a curated record.
AUGCGCUGCUUACGAGAAGGCAGUGCCCUUCCUACCGAUGCAGUGCACGGUUACCUGAGGCAGCAGUUGCCUACCGACGCAACCGACACAGCUCGCUUCGCCGCCAUCACGAAGGGCAUCACCGUCACCCAGACCGCCGUGCCUGGUGGCCGUGUUGUCACGGAGUUCAUCGCGGGGCAGGUCAUCGGAGGCGACGCUCUCCGCUGGCGAGCGGCCCGUGGAGGAGGCCGACGCGGCAGCCAUCUACAUCGCGGAGACGUAGACGCAAGGGGAGGACGGGUCAUGCCCAGUGGCCUCGCCGACCAGGCGUGGGUCGUGGCCAGCGCCAACGCAUGGGCUGAGCGCGACGAGGACAAGAUCACCAUCGACGACGUGCUCACGGUACAUACCUUAUUACGCGCGCGACAUGUACACUGUAUGCUCAUUCGUUCCCUUCGGUUAGCUAGAUAGGCUGUUUGAUUUGUAUAAUACGUGCGCAGGACGUGACGACGAAGCUGGCGGAUGACAAGCCGAUGGAGCACGCAAACGUGGUGAGUGUGGUGCAGGCGGAGACGUACAGCGACGCCGGAGCGCGCACCAAGGCCCCGCGUAGAUGCGAUCGUCGUGGGCUUGGGAUGCGUCGGGUGGGGCUGGUGUUCAUGCAUGCGGUCGGGAGGAAGGCCAGCGAGACGGUCGAGUAUACCAUGUCCAACCGCGAGGUGGUUUAGGCCGCUCAGCUGCAGGCGGAGGGCGGGAUCCCAGAGUGGGUCACCGCCGUGGUGAAGCUGGAGGUCGGAGACGACAACUCCGGGGACGUGCACUUUGAGGCGUUCCAGAUGAACGAGGUCUGCGUGAAGAUGUUCAAGGACGGAGUGUUGGAGACGGAGAUUGGGGACUCCGACGAUCCCCGCAUGUCCAAGAUGCGGAAGGAGGUGAUCGCAAAAGGGAAGGACACCAUGGAGGUGGACAAUGACUUCUUCCUGGUGCCUGUCAAGAGAUCACAAGGUCCGCUCUCCACGGGAUUCCCUAUCGAGAACCGUGGACUUCCUUCGCUAAUGAAUUUACAUUGUUCAAUUUGUUUGAAGUGUAAUGUCGUUGUUAUUCAUUCCGUUUCGUGAAGUAUCAUCUUAAAUGCAAUGUCUACAUAACCCAUUGCGUUUUGAAUUUUGAUUGAGAGAGAUGACCACGACUAGGGAGAUCGUGCCCUUACCGCGCGACCGGCCCGAGUGCGGCGGUGUAGGCAUGACGCCACGCGUCACACAGUAGCAUACCAUCCUAGCUCGGGUUGCUCGACACAUGCGAUGCCCUGUCGGGCUUGCACUCACCCGCCUCGUGUGCGCUUUGUACUAUUCAAGUAAAACAACACAUGUACAAGUAGUGACCGACACAGUGCACUGCUUACGAGAAGGCAGUGCCUUGCCUACCGAUGCAGUACACCUGAGCCAAUAGUGGCUUGACGAUCGACGCAGUGCCUUGGCUACCGAUGCAGUGCCUUGGCUACCGAUGCAGUGCCUUGACGAUCACUGCAAUGCCCUGGCUAUCGAUGCAGUGCACUACGUUGACGCAGUGUUACCCGAGGCAUUAGUGCCUUGCCUACCGACGCAACCGACGCAGUGCACUGCUUACGAGAAGGCAGUGCCUUGCCUACCGACGCAGCUAACGCAGCGCGCUGCUUACGAGAAGGCAACGCCCUUCCUACCGCAGACGCAGUGCACGGUUAUCUGAGGCAGCAGUUGCCUACCGACGCAACCGACACAAUGCACUACUUACGAGAAGGCAAUGCGCUGCCUACCGCUACCGAUGCAGUGCACUACGAUGACGCGGCCUAGACGAUGCAAUGCCCUGGCUAUCGAUGUAGUGCCUUGACAAUCGAUGCAAUGCCCUGGCUAUCGAUGCAGUGCCUUGCCGAUCGCUGCAAUGCCCUGGUUGCUGAUAAAGCGCCUUGCCGAUCGCUGCAAUGCCCUGGUUACCGAUGCAGCGCCUUGCCGAUCGCUGCAAUGCCCUGUCUAGCGAUGCAGCGCCUUGCCGAUUGCUGCAAUGCCUUGGCUACCGAUGCAGUGCCCUGCCAACUAACGAAGUGUACUGCCUACCAGAAGUCAUUGCACUGCCUACUGACUCCGUGGACUACAUAUUGGAAGGCAGUGCCUUGCCUACCGAUGCAGUACACUACGUUGACGCAGUGCACCUGUUACCCGAGCCAGCAGUGCCUUGACGAUCGAUGCAAUGCCCUGGCUACCAAUGCAGUGCCUUGACGAUCGAUGCAGUGCCUUGGCUACCGAUGCAGUGCCUUGACGAUCACUGCAAUGUCGUGGCUAUCGAUGCAGUGCACUACGUUGACGCAGUGUUAUCCGAGGCAUUAGUGCCUUGCCUACCGACGCAACCGACACAGCGUACUGCUUACGAGAAGGCAGCGCCCUUCCUACGGACACAAUGCACGGUUACCUGAGGCAGCAGUUGCCUACCGACGUAAUCGACACAGUGCACGGCUUACGAGAAGGCAAUGCCCUGCCUACCGCUAUCGAUGCAGUGCACUACGUUGACGUGGCCUUGACGAUCGAUGCAAUGCCCUGGCUAUCGAUGCACUGCCUUGACGAUCGAUGCAAUGCCUUGGCUACUGAUGCAGUGCCUUGCUGAUCGCUGCAAUGCCCUGGUUACCGAUGCAGCGCCUUGCCGAUCGCUGCAAUGCCCUGUCUAGCGAUGCAACGCCUUGCCGAUCGCUGCAAUGCCCUGGCUACCGAUGUAGUGCCCUGCCAACUGACGAAGUAUACCGCCUACCCGAAGUCAUUGCACUGCCUACCGACUCGGUGGACUACAUAUUGGAAGGCAGUGCCUUGCCUACCGAUGCAGUACACUAUGUUGACGCAGUGCACCUGUUACCCGAGCCAGCAGUGCCUUGACGAUCGAUGCAAUGCCCUUACUACCGAUGCAGUGCCUUGACGAUCGAUGAAGUGCCUUGGCUACCGAUGCAGUUGCUUGACGAUCACUGCAAUGCCCUGGCUAUUGAUGCAGCACUACGUUGACGCAGUGUGUUACCGGCAUUAGUGCCUUGCCUACCGACGCAACCGACGCAGUGCAUUGCUUACGAGAAGGCAAUGCCUUGCCUACCAACGCAGCUGACGCAGCACACUGCUUACGACAAGGCAGCACCCUUCUUACGGACGCAAUGCACGGUUACCUGAGGCAGCAGUUGCCUACCGACGCAACCGACACAGUGCACUGCUUACGAGAAGGCAAUGCUCUGCCUACCGCUAUCGAUGCAGUGCACUACGUUGACGUGGCCUUGAUGAUCGAUCAAUGCCCUGGCUACCUAUGCAGUGCCUUGACGAUCGAUGCAAUGCCCUGGCUACCGAUGCAGCGCCUCGCUGAUCGCUGCAAUGCCCUGGUUACCGAUCCAGCGCCUUGCAGAUCGCUGCAAUGCCCUGUCUAGCGAUGCAACACCUGGCUACCGAUGCAGUGCCCUGGCUACCGAUGCAGUGCCCUGCCAACUGACGAAGUUUACCGCCUACCCGAAGUCAUUGCACUACCUACCGACUCG